This is a messenger RNA of Hemibagrus wyckioides, 3353 nucleotides long. It is a transcript of the gene csad, whose product is annotated as cysteine sulfinic acid decarboxylase. Gene Ontology annotation, biological process: carboxylic acid metabolic process. The coding region runs from base 133 to 1656 and encodes 507 amino acids. The transcript is spliced from 14 exons. Gene Ontology annotation, cellular component: cytoplasm. Gene Ontology annotation, molecular function: sulfinoalanine decarboxylase activity; pyridoxal phosphate binding. The record is from RefSeq and is a predicted model, not a curated record. NCBI's taxonomy places the organism in Eukaryota, Metazoa, Chordata, Actinopteri, Siluriformes, Bagridae.
CUGGACCAAUGGCAUGACGGUGCGCCCUCACUGCUCGCUUCUGAUUGGUCAGCCGUUCUGCUUAAAUUAGACUUUAUAUCGGAUUACGGAUAGGUUUAAACGCGACUUCAGAGCACGCUGAGGACUACAGAGAUGAGUUCAACCAUUACUAUAGAGUGCACUAUGAGCAAAGUCACAAACGGCCACCAUCAUGCAGAUGAAGUUGAACUGGACCCUUCAGCAGGCGAGCAGUUCCUCUCUGAGGCUUUUAAAGUGAUCCUGGAGGAGGCGGUUCACAAAGCUACAGAUGUUAAGGAAAAGGUAUGUGAGUGGAAAGAUCCUGACCAACUGAGGGAUCUUUUGGACUUGGAGCUGAGAGAACAUGGGGAAUCUCAUGAAAAGCUGCUGCAGAGAGUACAUGACGUCGCCAGAUACAGCGUGAAAACCAGUCACCCUCGCUUCUUCAAUCAGCUGUUUGCUGGAGUGGACUACCAUGCCCUGACUGGACGACUCCUCACGGAAACACUCAACACCAGUCAGUACACCUAUGAGGUAGCUCCGGUCUUUGUUCUGAUGGAGGAAGUGGUGCUCCGCAGUCUGCGCUCCCUGGUGGGCUGGGACGAGGGGGACGGCAUAUUCUGCCCAGGAGGCUCUAUUUCUAACAUGUACGCCAUGAACGUGGCUCGAUAUUGGGCCUUUCCUCAGGUGAAGACGCAAGGCCUAUGGUCUGUCCCACGUCUGGCUGUGUUUACAUCCCAGGAGAGCCACUAUUCGAUGAAAAAAUCUGCUGCCUUCCUCGGCAUCGGGACAGAGAACGUUUACCACGUGAAAGUGGACGAAAGUGGCAGAAUGAUCCCAGAAGACCUUGAAGCUAAAAUUGUUCAUGCCAAAUCACAAGGCGCUUACCCGUUCUUUGUCAACGCUACAGCCGGCUCCACCGUACAAGGAGCCUUUGACCCCCUGGAGCGCAUAGCUGACAUCAGCGAGCGGAAUGGAAUGUGGAUGCACGUUGAUGCAGCUUGGGGAGGAAGUGUCCUGUUUUCCAAAAAGCAUAAACAUCUACUCACAGGAAUUGAAAGGGCAAACUCUCUGACCUGGAAUCCACAUAAAAUGCUGAUGACUGGCCUUCAGUGCUCCGUUAUUCUCCUGAGAGACACAACGAACCUGCUGAUGCACUGCCACUGCGCCAACGCCACCUACUUGUUUCAACAGGACAAGUUCUAUGACACACAUCUGGACACCGGGGACAAGUCCGUCCAGUGUGGACGCAAAGUGGAUUGUCUGAAACUGUGGCUCAUGUGGAAGGCAGUAGGCUCACAGGGCCUUGCUGACCGCGUUGAAAAGGCUUUCUCAAAUAGAAGGUAUGUUGUUGAGGAGAUGAAGAAAAGAGCUGGUUUUCAGCUGGUCUCUGAGCCGCAGUUCGUGAACGUGUGCUUCUGGUUUGUGCCUCCCGGCCUGAGAGGAAAGGAGAAUGAAGCAGAUUACAAGGAUAAAUUAGCAAAGGUGGCACCGCUUAUAAAGGAACGCAUGAUGAAACGUGGCUCUAUGAUGGUCGGUUAUCAGCCUCUGGAUGGUCGGGUCAAUUUUUUCCGCAUGGUCAUCCUUUCUCCCCAGCUGCAGCACAGCGACUUGGACUUCUUCCUCGAUGAGAUUGAGAGGCUGGGGAAAGAUCUGUAAAUGAGCUCUGGGUGCUGAAUCAUCACUCAUCCUGGAGUCAUUGUCCAUCAUUGGUCUUUUCAGAGGCAGCCUAUAAGGUCUCACUUCAUCACCUUUUGUUUUUCUUAGACAAGCAGCGAGUUUCAUGAAUCAGUUUGUAAUUUAGCUGGAACAGGACUGGCGCUUUGCUGAUAAGAUUGGGGACCACUGAGUUAGACCGGCUAAAAUAAGUUUCUCAGCAAAUGGUGCUCCUUUUAUUCAUCACUUCCUGUUCAACGAUUCUUUCAUUCUUCUUCUCUGGGUGAAGACUUCGUUUAUCUUCCAGACUUCUUCCAAACUAUUGAAUCGAAGCAUACUUCCUGUGCAUGUUUCGAUUAAACUUUUUUCUUUCUUUCUUUCUUUCUUUCUUUCUUUCUUUCAGUCCUCCAGUCACGCAGUCUUCUCUACUUUUUCAAUAUUUAAGGAUCAUUUUCUAUUUUAUUUUCUCAAUUUUUACACCCACUUCUUUUAUUCAUCUUAAUUUCCAUCAUCCGCCUAUAGACAGAUUUACUGCAACCCUGUUUUUCACUCUAGUCAACAUGAUAAAAAAAAUAUGAAUGUAGCAUUAGGUCAAUUUUAUUACUUUUAUUUUUUAAUGAAGUAAAAGGAACGGCUUUUCUUAUAGUCACCAUCCUACUGACUAUUAUGUUGUAAUAUCAAGAACCUAUGUGUGCUUGAUCAGCUAAAUGGACGGUUUAUUAGGUACCGCUGUCAUACUGGUGCACUUUAUAGCUAUAAAAUCGCUGAUGGAUACAGAAGAGUGCGAUGAAAAUUAUUCAUAUCAACACGUGGGCUACAGAAAGGAAUUGUUCACCUAUAUGGUGGCUGUACCUGAUGAAUGUAGAUCAAACUGGCUAUAAUAAACAAACUGACAACUGAAUGUAUAUUAAUGCAAUGAAUCGAUUUCUGCGGCUUCAGCGGAAAUUGCUGGGUUAGACUAAAUUGGUGUCUGGUAGCUAGAAGUCCGAAUGUAAACCCAUUGCAACUGUUGUUUUUUUUUUUGUGUGUGUGUGUGAUCAGCUUUUGAUAUGUAAGUUUAUUUGUAUACUUCUGAAUUUUCUUCUUCUAUUAAUUAAAGUGAAAAAACCCCACCCUGAAUGGCUCAUAAACUGAUAUUUACACAUAACAUGUGAUCUUCAGUUGUACAGAAGAUUUAUUUUGGGAUUAAAUUCUUAGUUGUUUUGUUUUUGUUUUUAGAUUUUCACUAUAGCUAAUGAAUCGAGUCAGAAUUCACUUCUACCUAAACAGAGCGAUGCGGCAGCGCUUUAGUUUGUCUGUCUCUCCAUUUCAACAUUUGCCGUCUUAACUAAUUCUACGUGAGACUUGAAAUGGCGUAUGAGUGAGAAAGGAAGCUCCAGGCUGACUGUUGUCCAUUGUGUCUGAGAUCAUAUUAUCCCUAUUAUAUUAAAAAUGUUUAAUAUAAACGUGUAUUUCAGGGUGGAAUUUUUCCUUUAACAUAAUGUCUUACUGUAUAGUCUUAGUGAGAAACACAAGAGGGCACAUGCUACCAUUCAAGUUAAUUUUAUUUCUAGUGAACAUCCAGACAAGUGUCAACAUGGCGGAUUGAUAAUAAAAUGGUAUGCAAACUUGACAGACCUGUCUUCUUUGCUGCAUUUAUGACUGCUGGAUAUUUGUAUAUAAAUAUAUAUUUAUAGGAUGCAAAGUAGAAUUGAAAAAUA